Molecule: messenger RNA, 16546 nt
Organism: Xyrichtys novacula (pearly razorfish)
Lineage: Eukaryota; Metazoa; Chordata; Actinopteri; Labriformes; Labridae
Source: the annotation of a GenBank genome assembly
AUGAGGUCAAGAUCUGACGGUGGAUCACAGACCUGGCACACAAUGAAAGAAAAUGUUUAGAUUUAGAGGAAAGAGAGCGCGUGAGGACAGGCGGUUUCACAUACGUACUGAUUAAGUAGUUAGGGUGUGACUCUGCCGUACAUCAGGGUGUGAGAAGAGCUAAUUUGACUCUAAUUGGGGCAACAAUCAGCUCCUCAGCCCUGCCAACGCCCCGCCACGUUAACUAAUCCUCGCCACGCUGAACUCCUUGACUUCCUGCUGCAGGUUUUUUCUCCAAACCGUCUCUGAAGAGCAGGAACACCAUCUUCACGCUGGGACAGAGGGGCGCCAUCCUGAGUCCUGUGGAGCUGGAGGGGCCGAUCCUGGUCCCUCAUACGGCUCAGAGAGGAGACAGCAGGGUGAGACAAAUACCAAUAAAAAAUAAUUAGGAUGCAUCAGAUUUUUAAAAUGCUUUUUGUCAGUGACCUCAAAGAGCUUUACAUUAGAGACAUCAUUCAUUCGCUCACACAGUCACACCCUGUCGGUGGUAAACUACCUCAGUAGUCACACACUGACGGAAACAUGGCCGCCAGUUUGGCCUCUCCUAACACCACCACACAAAACACUCACAAUCACACACCAGUGGAGGACACACACUGGGAGCAAGGUGGGUUAAGUGUCUUCCCAAAGGAGGGAUAGGGCGGGAUUCGAACCGCCAUCUUUCCAGUUAUUGGCCUAAAACUCUUCCUCCUGAGCCACUAAGAGAGGUCACAUAAGGUCAAAAAAAGAGGAGAAACAGGAAACGAUCAGAGCGAUAAAAACACUAAAUUACAGCCCAGAGACACAAACAGAGGAUCCAGAGUGUUAAAGUGAUGGACACAUUUUAACCUUCCUCCUGUGUUCGCUUUUACUGCGUUCCCACCAUGUUAAAGGUCGGUUUUAAACCCGUGGUUAAAGGGAGGAAAAGAGGGAGUUAGACAGGUGAGAGGGGGUCUCUGAAGACCUGCAGGCUGACUCCUCAGACUCCUGCAGAGGAUGGGGCCUCUCCCCUGGGGUUUGUUGACGUGGUGUGUCCCCUUCUUCUCCUCCUCUCCAGACCUGUCAGUCUGAGAAGGACAGCAGUGAGCCGUCCGGACUGUUUGGUUCUGUUUGGUUCUAACAGUCCAGUUUUGACAUGUGAUGAAUGGACCUGAAGGGGUUAAAAACAAGAGAAAGAUGACUCAGGUCGAUAAAGCGGGUGUGGCUCUGUGCUCUGUCUGUAUUUUCCUGCUUUUUUGUCUUUUUUCAGUCGGUUUUGCGUCUUUCUCAAAGUGGUCCAAAACUCGACCGUCCUCGUAUUCAGGCCUUGGAGUUCUUUUGUCUAUUUUUGGAUCACCUUUGACGUGAACCGCCGUAUGUGUGUGUUUGUGUCAAGUAUUUUAAUCCAGAGUGAAAUGACUCAGAUCAGAGGAACACGCGUGCUCAAAGGGGUACGAAAUGAAGAAACCAGAUCUGCUGGAUCCUGGGUGAAUCUAGGACAAGAUGAUCAAAAACAAACAUCCAUAAUUGCUCUUAAGCUCUUUGGAUUGUUCUAAGAUUGUAGGUUAUGUCCCAGCAUGCACCGAGCCGUCGAAGCCGUCAGUUGACCGACACUGACACCUCGUGGAUUCUUGCUGAGGUUGUUUUUUUUAUCAAACCUCGCCUUGAAGGCUGAAAAGUUGAGAGUUGAGAGUCUUUGAGCGAUGUGAGUGCCGACCACAGGGGGAUGAAGCUGGCCGCUCAUUCCUGCAGACACAUGGACAUCAACCACAAGGACGUCCCACAUCACCACAUGUGGACGCUCUGGAGGAAGAUGCUGGCACAGGAAGAGCCGGACAGAUGGUCAGAGGCGCGGUGGGAACGUCAGAGGAUGAAGUCGCUCCUCUGAUGAUGAACGAGUGACUUUGAAGAAACUUUACUAACAGGAUUCACCUCUUCUCUCUCCUCUCUCUCCUCUAGUAUCCGUAUGAGACCCUGUUUCGCAGCCAGCACUACGCCCUGCUGGAUAACGGCUGCAGAGAGUUCCUCUUCCUCUCCGACUUCUUCAUGGUGGCUGGAAACUCCGCCCUCGACCUCUUCAACAGCAUCAUGGGGAAAACGCUCAGCAUGUUCCUGGUACGAUCAGUGUUUGUUCUUCUCAUCUCAACCACAAACGGACUUUUCUUUAUCGUAUCUUAUGUCCUCCGUCUCCGCAGAAGAGCAUGUCCACGUACGUGUCCGACUGCUACGACAGCAUCGCCGUCUUCCUCUGCAUCCACAUCAUCCUCCGCUUCAGAGCCAUCACGGCCAAGAGGACCAUCCCCGCCCUGGACAAGUCAGUGACCCGACAUGAUGUUAACCCUGAGUGUUAACAUGUUCACACAGAUAUGAUAACUAUGGAGGGGUCUGGUUCAGUACUGUCAAGAGAUGGGGAGGGUACCAAAGUAAAGGGGCGGAGCCAUCCCACUUAUUUAUGUAGACACACAGAAGAGGGUCGAUCUCCAGCAGCUUCACGAUAAUAACUCAUCAUUUAAAUUAAAUAACCUGCAGCCAGAACACUUAAAUUAAAGAGCUGUGCGGGUUACUGGACUUCAAAAUAAAAGCACUGUGUGAGAAUCAGAUCAGGCUUUUGUUUUGAAAAACUCCAGUCAGAGUCUAUUUUUCACACUUGUGACCUUUUCUUGGUCGAUACAGAUGAAACAGUUAACAGUGUGAGUUCGGCUGAGGCGCCACAGUCGGGUUCAGUCGACUGUGGAAGAGCAAGAAAGAUCUGGGUUUACUGUAGUGGACUGUUCUGGACUAACUGGACCUGUUGGUGGAAAGUCUCCAUUAAAGACCAGGAGGUUUCUACGCUCAGCGUUCGCUCUCCACGUCUCUGAAACACGAUUUCAAAAGCUGCUUCGCUGUGUUCCACACAUGCAGAGAUGAGGGACGGUUUUAAAGUGGAGAGUGGGUUUUUAAGGUGACUUUAUUUUUCAUCUUCUCGGUUUCAGGUACUGGGAGGCGGUGCUGGAGCUGCUGUGGCCCAGGUUUGAGAUGAUCCUGGAGAUGAACAUCCACAGCAUCAGAAACACAGACCCUCAGAAACUGGGAGUGCUGGACACCAGACCUCACUAUGUAGGUCCUCACACACACACACACACACACACACACCAUGAGCACGCUCUUCUGGUCGCAGGUUUGAGUGUGACGAGUGUUUUUUCAGAUCACUCGUCGUUAUGCAGAGUUCUCGUCGGCCAUCGUCAGCAUCAACCAAACGUUUCCCAACGAGAGAACCAACGCACUGCUGGGACAGCUGCAGGUAUGACACACACACACACACACACACACACACACACACACACACACACACACACACACACACACACACACACACACACACACAUACGCACAGGUGUCUUAAUUAAUGCUCUAUGACGAACACAGUAAAAAUGCGACACCCUCAGGGAUAAAGUGUGAAUGUAACUCAACCAGAUAGUCGCUCAGCAGCGAAGUCUGAAAGUAUGAUAAUAACAGAGUCAUUUGUGACUUUACAGCAAUUAAACAGAUUUAAGUUCAUUUAAUCCAUCAAUAAAUCAGUCUCCGAGUGACAGUGACCUAAAAAAAGAAAAGAGUCUGAUCGCUCACAACAAACUGGAAAACACUGACAAACAAGCAACUCAUGAAACCAGAAAAACAAACAACGUUUUAAAAGAAAUGAAAUUCAAAGAAAAAUUGCUUUAAGAAGAAUGAAAUAUAAGAGUUAAGAGCAACAAAAGUAAAUAAAGAACAGUGAAAACUGAAAAUAUUUAGAUUAAAUAAAGAAAAUAAAGAUAGAUCUCCAAGAAAUGAAAAGAAAAACAAUAAAAAAGUAAAAAGACAAAAAAAAAAUGACAGUCAAUAAAAGCCAUAAGGUAUAAAGGAAUGGAAGUGAUCGAAAGACAAAUUAUUUCAAUAAACUGAACUAAAAGGAAUAAAGACAGUAAAAAUAAAUACAGAUAUGAACAAAAGAUUUAUAUGAAUAAAAAUAUAUUUGUCAGAAGACACAAAGAAAGAUAUAAAGAAGAAAACUGUAAAAGUGGUAAAAAUGAAUAAAGAAAGAAAAAAUGUGUGAAAGAAAUUUUAGAGUAAAAGGAAAAAAAAGAAACUUUAGGAACAAAUAAUAAUUUAAAAAAAGUAAAAAAAAAAACACCUGAAGACAAAAAAAGUGAAGAAAUUCAAAAACAGAAAAACUUUGAAAAAAUUUUUUUUUUUUUAACUUUUCUCGGUAGAAUAAAAAAAUAACAUAAAAACAGUUUAAAUUUUAUUGUUGCUCAGACUCAGACCUGCUUUAAACUCAGUUUAGGACAUUUUUAAACUCGUGAGGGUUGUUAUAAGAUCAUAAAAAUAUUCUGUGUAAACUCAGAGGACGCCUGAAUGAGAUGAACUGUUUAGUCCACUGGGGGGCGCCAAAGUCUACAAAAUAAGUUUCUCAGUCAGAGUUUAUGAGGACUUUUUUUCUGUCACUUUUUAAACCAAAUUUUCACAAAAAUAACUUUUUAUUUUAGACUCAUUUCAGAUGCAGCAGAAUUUAAAGAACUUCGGAAACUUUGGUUUGAUCGUGAAUCUCAUGGAAAAAUUAUCGGAUUAAUGAAAACAUCGAUGUUUGUUCUCCAGGUGGAGGUGGAAAACUUUGUGCUGAAGAUGGCGGCGGAGUUUCCCUCCAGAAGAGAUCAGCUCAUCUUCCUCAUCAACAACUACGACAUGAUGCUCAGCGUCCUCAUGGUGAGCUGAACGCCGUCGCUCGCCUGUUUCCUUUCUGCUCAGACGACUGAAGACAAAACUUCUCUGCUUCCCUUUAAAUUCUCGCUUUGAAGAAGAAAUCUGUGUUUGCUUGUUGUUCUCCUGUUUGUCCAGGAGAGGGCGGCAGACGACAGUAAAGAGGUGGAAGGGUUCCAGCAGCUGCUUCUGGCACGGACACAGGUAAACACAGGAGCUCAGAGCUUUUAUUUUGAAACACCUGCAGGUAAACGCAGGAGCUCAGAGAUUUUAUUUUGAAACAGUCAAUUUGAUCAUGAAGCUGUGAGGGGAAUCGUUCACAGAGGGCUGAUCAGAGUGAAAAUAAAGAACAAUUUCACCUCGAUAGACAGAAACUAGAACUUUUUGAGGACUUUACGGCGUCAGGAUCCAAAACUUUCUCUCAUUUAUUCUCUAAAACUACGGCUCAGGUUUGAACAUCAUUAGUACCCUUAACAAUCAAGUUUUUAAUCAAGCUAGAGUGGUUAUGUACGCAGAUGAUACAACCCUUCAUCUACCAGAAAGAUCAGUGUGCUUUAGAUAAGGAACUACAAGAAGUCUUUAAUCGGGUUUGGUGUAAUAAGCUUGUUCUUAAUUCGUCUAAAACAAAGAGCAUAAACCUGUUAAUUAAAGACGUGUCCAUCGAGCGAGUCGAAGAAGUCAAACUCCUUGGUUUUAGACAGCAGACUGAGAAAACUGUUGGAGUUAUAAGGAGAAGUCUAACAGGAAUAAAAAGAUGUGCUAAAUUUCUACCUCAGGACUGGAUCUCCAGAGUUAGACGAACAUUAGGACUCACUUAGACUACCGUCACAUCAAGUACAGAUUUAGAAAAAUGACAACGAGUCCAGAACAAAAAGCACAUGACAUUAGUCUGGUCGUCGGUGAGAGAGAGGAUUACAGUGUCUCUGCUUUCCCUCUUCUUCGUGUAUAAAAGACCAAAUGUUCAGUCGUAAUGGUCAUAAUUUCAACAUCAAAUGGUUAUUUCACACUUCCACUCGCCAACACUAACUCUGGACAGCGUACUGUCGUGUUCAGAGGUCUGAAAAUAUGGAAAAAUCUUCCAUCUGUUAUUACAAGGUUGACCAAAAAAGAAGGUAUACCAAAAUCUAAAGACCCCGACUCACUGAAAUAAGAAACACUAGACUAGGACAAUGAGAUUUUGAUGAGUAGUACACUUAUCUAUUGGAAAUGUAAUGUCAUCAUAAUUCUUGUUUUAGUUCUGAUUUUAACAUCUUGUAUAAUUCUCCUGUUUGGACUUUAAUCAUUUUAAUCUGUACGAAUGUUUACCGUCUUCUUGUGGACCCCGGGAAGAGGAGCUGCUGCCUCUGUAGGAGCUAAUGGGGAUCCAAAUAAAGACAUAGAAUAAGAAAAAACAAUGAAACACUGUCGUCUGUUCAGGAGUUCAUCGAGGAGAUCCUGUCCUCCCCCUUCGGAGGGAUGAUCGCCUUCGUGAAGGAGGCCGAGGGUCUGAUGGAGAAAGGGCAGCUGGACCGCCUGAAGAACGAAGAAGGUGAGAGUCAAAAGUUCCUCUCAGAUGAAUCCAAACCUCUGACUCAUUUAUUGUUUCCUGAGUCGCUCAUGAAAACCCACAGGGGCGAGACGGUUUCGUUUCUCGGUCAGGUUUUGUUUUCAGAAUAACUGAAGCUAAGGUUGUCAAAGCGUCCGCCGUCUUCCUCUGAUCAGCUGACCACUUCCUUCUUCUCAAAAUAUGGUGCUUCUCUGAAGGUUCACCGCAACCCAUGCGAGCCGCCUCACCGCUUCAUGUGUGGGGUUGUAGUGAUUUGAAAUGAGCCUCAUACGGUCGCACCAAAAUAUAUGUAGCGAUUUGAAAUGAGCCUCACAAGGCCGCACCAAAAUAAUACUUGGCGAUUGGAAUUUAUAAUAAAUGUCUGAAGAUUAAUAAUCUCAAAUUAUGACAUUUAUGCACUCGUUGAAAGGGGCACCACCCACCCUUAAUGGUGGGAAAAUAAAGAAAACAAAAGUUUAAUUCAGAAAUCAAACAUCAAGUCAGUUUUAAUUAAUCAGUCUUAAUUAAUCAGUCUUAAUUAAUCAGUCUCAUAUCUUAAGUCGAAAUUCUAAUUUCAGGGACUCCACUUCUGGAAGAACACUAACAGACAGGAACUUAGAAAAAUAAUGAUCUGUUUAUUACAGGAUAAAUGAUGGUACAACACACAUGCAAUAAAUGAUGAUAAGAUAAUGAAGAUAGAUAAUAAUAGGUGAAUAAAUAAAGAUUCUGAGUCAGGCUAGGAGCACUAAAGUUAAUGAUAGUGAGUGAAUAUGCGCUAACAUAUUAACCUACACUAACUUUGGUGUCGAGAUAAACUCGGGUGUAGAUUUGGAGGAAUCUAAGAUCACCAGAAAUAGGUGGAUAUCUGAGUUAUGAACGCGUGAGACAGCAUCAGCCCUGUCUGGAGCUCUGGAGGUUUGCAUACUUAAGUGAGACUGGUCCUUGGAGAAGAUGGAGCAGGUUCCGAAGGUCCGGGGCUACUGGCGGUUCGAGCGGUUCAGCUCAGAAGACGACUGAAGUCAGCCGAAGGAUGAGCCAGGAGUUGCAGCACUCGGGCCCGAAGCAAAGCCAGCGCCUGUGGAUCCUGUGGAUGCUCGUUUGGGUACUUCUUUGGUCUCACUCAAAAACUCUGGCACAGAGGAUGACCUGGGCCUGCUGGGUUGCGUUCAGAGGUGACUUUGAAAUCACGCAGAAAACUCAGAAAAACGAGGCUCGAAGAGCAGAGAAAACUUUCAAAAAAUGGCUUCGCGAAAUUAAAGAAAAAUCAAUCAAAGGCUUAAUCUUGGAUUGCUAUGUGCACAAAGAGUUGAAGUUUCAAAACUUGAACUAAGACGAUGUUAAAGAAAAUCAACGUGAAUCAACACGUGGCGUAAAACUUAGAAGACUAAGAAAAAGUUCUAAGAGAAAACAAAGAAACGCACCACAGAAGGGUGUGGGCAGAAGAGAAGGGGCAUAAGAGCCGGGGACAAGAGAGUCAGCAGAAGAGCAGAAGCAUAAGAGCGAUAAGAGGAAUAAGAGCAUAAGAGCAUAAGAGAGAUAAUAAGAGAGUGAGCAACCCCACUUCACUGGUUUUAUCUUCUCACACUGGGAGUGGCUCCGGCGUGUGUGUGUGAGACAGAGGAGGGUCGUGUGGUCUUUGAUUAUUUGAUCUAACUUAUUCUUUUGGCUGGUAAAAGAGUCAGAUCUGAUACUCACUCACUAUGAUUAAUAUCAUUGAAUGCUAGGUUUCAUGAUAAAUAUUUUGAUACUAAACACAUAUGAAUGAAGUGUAGGAUCACAUCAAACAUUCUCAUUAUGUUUUAAGUAUCACAUUAAACAUGCUAAAUUACUCUGAAAUGAAACAGAUAGUAACACAUGGAAACUGUGAACAACAAAAGAGUAAAUACAUGUGAAUGAACUUCAUCAUGAUUAAUAAUGGAUUCUAAAUACUCACAUUCAGAUUAUUCAAUGACAUUAUAACCACCUAAUGGUUAAAAAUACUAAAUAAACAUCUACAAUAUAAACCAAACAUUUCUAAACUGUUUCUGUUACCUAGAGUUAAGUUAUGAUUCAUAGUCGAUAAAUUUAACUCUUAAAAGUUCAUGAAACAGUCUGAAAGGCUGUUGGUCUAAAGAAACUAAAGAAUAAAGGAUUUAUUCUGUAACUCGGCUUCUGGAGCACAUAGAAAAACGGAAAACAUCUCAUUUUAACACAAAGUUCAUGAUUAGACAGAUUAGUACAUUGCUGAAUGCAUAAGAUGUCAUGAUCAGUCAUUUGUAUUCUUUCACCAAAGGAAUGUAGUCUUUAUCAGUGCAUGGUCGAGCAGGGUUUUACGACCGAGGUCUGGAGGUCAGUGUCCCCCCUUAUCCUGGGGUCCGUAUGUUCACACACUUUAAGACGCUAAAUCUCAAAUGGGAGAUCUGGGUUGAGGUUAAUGUUUAUUUAGAUGGUCAGCAAAUGGAGUCAGUUUGAAAGGUAAUAAAAACUCUGUCUCUGUUCGCCGAACUGACCAAUCCUGAAGCGUCAGAGGUUUAGUCAACCUCCGGUUGGGUCACUUAUUUAACCUGAAAGGGCAAACACGUCUGGAAAGAUUUAUAUCCUGUUUCCUGGGACCAGAUAAGGAAACUUUCCUGUAAGGAAUGUGUGGGUUUCACAUCCAGGGUUGUCUUGAUUGCUACAGUCCCCCCUUCGUCACGGUGGUCCUGUCCAUGGAGCAUCGGGACGACGAGUAGACAACCAUGAAGCAGCAGCAGCAGCAGCAGGUGUAUGCAAAUAGGACUGAUGCGUCUCAUUAUCACUAUGUGAAUCACUAGUAUCUGCUUUAAGAUAACAUCAAGCAUGCAUUAAGCUAUCAAAUAAAAUCGUCUAGUUGUUAGACUUUUCUCAGUUAACUAUUGGUAGACUAAUGUGAAAGAAAAUCUCCUAAUUUUUAGUAUUAAUGAGAUUUAGAAAAGCACUCUUUAGUCUGAAUGCUAACUGGAUCUAAAGCUAUAGCUGUUUUUCAUGCUUGCUGGAGAAGUCUGAAAGUUCAAUUUCAGUUUCAAAAAUGGUUAAGACUUAGAUGGAAAAGAAAUGUCUGCUAUAGACAUAUUAACCAUCUGUGUAUGAGCAUAGUCAACCUGAAUCACAAACAUCAAAAGUUUACUGCACAGAGUUUCUCUUAAACUUUGUCUGUUAAACUUGGGGAUGAUGCUCUUACCAGUUUGACUAAUUAUCUGCUGUUGAGUCUGAAAUUUGUCAAUCUGAGUCUUAAUGACAGAAAUUUCUGGUUUUGAUCUGUUCAUAGGAUAUUUGACAGCUGACUAGCUGACCAUAUUGACAGAGGAGAGACAAAUGCUAACAAAGAAAGCAGCAACUGGGAUUGCAGUCAUCAAUGUAUCACCACAGCAUUUGGAUAUCUUAUUGGAGUCAUUUAGCUUUGGCUGAGUGACUUCUGCUUUCGCAGGACUCACACCUUCAUGGCUCCGCAGUGUUAAUCUCAGUGGUUAGCUGAGUAGUCAUGUUUAUUCACCUUCAAAGUGGAUGAAACCGAUUGAGGUGGAUAAUAAGAUCGUCGUUUCUGAGAGUGUGAUUUACUCUGAUUCUCCCAGUCAUUCACCCCCCUUUGGCGGUGUUGAUGGUUUUUCCUUUGUCUGGGAUAAAACCCACUGUGACGGGAGUCUGAAUAACAACAGUUGGUCUCAAAGUUUACCUGGCAUUGGUCUGAGUCAGACCUGGGCCUUGGUGUGUAACUUUGACCUUUGUGAGUUUGUUGAGGUCGAAAAGGUUUUGGAGGCCUGGUUAACCACUCAUUUGGAGGCUUAUCGGAGCCUGAAAAAACACAGUCUGAAGCUUCGUUCAGCUCCAUGGGCAGUGAUUUUGUCUCCAUAGCCAAGAGAGUAACGGGCUCUGCUUUCUUAGCCAAAGUUUGUCGUUGUUUGGCAAAACCUUUUACAGCAAGUUCACGAAGCUGUCGGCUAGUCGAAGUGUUUGGACAAGCUAAGACGCCAAGGUGAUGACUGGUGGUAGGGUGGAGGUUCUGGACGAACAGCGUUUUGAAGUUCAAGUCCUCCUCCAUUUCUGGUUCAUUUCGGAAACCAAAGUAAGCUUCGCGUAAGCGGUUGUAAUAAUGUUGGGGAGAUUCUGAUCUCCCUUGUUUAAUAGACAGAGCAGCAGAGAGGCCUGUCUGGGUCAAAUGAUCAGAAAACUCUUCGAUUAAUGCUUGGCAGAGCAAGUCAUAAUUAUUUCUGACAUAAUAAGGCUGUCGUUCAAGGAAACUGCUAACCUCUCGACUUGACGUCGCCUUAAUGAGGUAGAUUUUGUCAUCAACGGUUGCACCUGGAAAUUUCCGCAGGUAAAAGUCAAUGUCUUUCAAGUAGGUGCAGGUGUCAGUAGCACCUUGGUGCUCAGGUUCAAAGCGUGCUAUGAUGCGAGCAAUUUUGUCAAGAUCCCUGUCUGAGGGAAAUGGUAAAAAGCCAUCAUGAGGAGGAGAGUAGGACUCUUGGUUUAAGGAUGACCUCUCAGGGUCAAGCAGGGUCCUGUCAUGAUGCUGAGAGAGAUACUUAAGAGUUGGUUUGGAAGGAAGUGAUGGCGCUCUCUCAGGAGGCUGAUCACCUAUCAUUUCUUCAAGAAACGUUUGCUCCAUGCGUUCUCUUUGGGCUCGACCUGACUGGAGGGAGCAUUGUAACUCUCUUUGGACAUCUUCAAGUUCUUUGUCUGUCUUUUCUUGCCGUUCUUGACAAAGAAUUAACUGUCUUUGAGCUAUCUGGAGCUGGUGCUGUAAGGUAGAAGUUUGCUUCUCCUUAACUUCAAGAGCUUCAGCACGCACUUUGACCAGUGCUUUCAAAGCUUUUACAUCUUCUGUUGCUUGCUCUAGCAGGGAUUCUGACUGUAUCAGAUCCUCUGUGGUCUUAGCAAGCUGCUUAUUCGUGUCAUCAAGUUCUUUCUCCUUUUUGUAAAGGGUUUCAUUAAGUCUUUCAAUCUUGUCUUUAAGAUCAAGAUUUUCUUCAUGACUUAUCAGUUAGGGAAGCUUUGACGCUUCACAUCUGGCACUGUGUUUUUCUAAAACACUUAGAGACUUCUUGGUCUCCUCUAGCGUCUUUUUCAGAGCGCUGUUUUCGUCUUUUUGCGCCUUUAUCUUUGCUAAAGCGCAUUCCAGCAAGUAGUCUUUAUACUCAAGCUGAGAAGACAUCACGACAGACAUGCAUCUAGUGAGCUCUUUGUCACGAAGUGUCGUGGUUAAAGCUGUUUCCAGUAAGUCAGCCAUUGCAUCCUCCGGAUUGGAGGGUUUGGCCUUUUGAAUCUUAGUCAUAUACUGAGGUAUCAGCUGACUAGUCAAGUUUGCCAACACUGUGUGUAUGUCCCUCAGGGGGUCUCCCUGGCUGGACUCUUUUGUGUUAGGCAUGUUUGGUUUUGGUAAAGAGGUGAAGGUGGUUGGUUGAUGAGUUUGAGUUGACUUAAAAUGAAAGGAAGAAGCAAAAUAUCAAAUUAAGUGAGUUAAUCGACUUAAUUUAUCAGUGCUUGAUAAAGAGGAAGAGCCUAUCUGAGUAGAUCUCUAAUGGAGAGAAAAACCAUAAAGUUAAAUUCAUUUCAAUGAAAAUUGAAAGAAAAACAAGGUGAAAUAAUGUUAAAUUAAAUUUAACAUCAGAUACAGAACCAUUGAAUAAAGGGUUCAAUUUGUUUCCGUGUUGCAGAGAUCAGCAAAGCUUAAAUAAACUGCCUGGUGCAGUUGGAUGAAUUGGAAAAAUCGAUGAAAUUGUCAAUUUAAGGAAUUAACUCUGAAAUUAAUUCACAAAUUGCAAUGAAUCCAAAGGUUCAACUACCAAAUCUAUCUGGAAUGUUAAAAGAAAUUUCAAAUAUUAAUUAAUUUGUUCAUUAAUUAAUUAAUCUUACGAGGAGGGUUAAUACAUUCAUGUAUUAUAGGGAACAGUAAAACUGCUCAAUGAUGUGAUAAGUAACAACAAGAUCAGGUGAUUGAUUCAAGGAGUUACUUUAUCAAUACAUUAUGUAGGCUCUUAUAACAAAGAUAAAAAUCAAAAAUCAAUGAUCAAUGAUUUAGAAUAAGCACAUCAAACUUCAUCAACCAAGUCAAUCACUUGAAUUAUGUCUGUAGAGUGUUACACACUGACUACAGGGAGGCAGUACAGCUGGCUGAUACUGCAGGCAGGUGAUAACAGUGUUAGCUCAAUACCAAAAGCAACCAUGUGGGGCAGUAUGGAAUUGGGAGAACUGCACAAGCUCAACACAAGUGGAGAAGAAGAGGAAAGAGGAAACAGUCAUCCAACUAGCCUCUUGUGGCUGUGUGGUGUUGGGAAGUCUGAAGGAAGGGGCCUUUAGACUCUGCCUCCUUGAAGGACCUUAUCUGCUUAAGGCCAAAGGGUCAGUCUCUCCACUGACAACAAAGGGUUAACAUUUCACAGCAGGCUGCGUCUGCACCCUCAAACAUAGAACUUUACACCAUCUGCUCAGGCAGAUUGGUUCAAUAGAAUCAUUUACAGGAACAAGAAUCAAAGUGACAAAUCACUCAACAGCAGAUUCAACUGCAGACUUUAAAAUCACAAAUGCGGCGAUUUGUGAUCACGAAUUUUGUCUUAAUUCAUUCAAACAACAACCUCCCACUGUUACAGUGGUUUCCUGUGACAGGUAGUUAAUCUGUCAGGGGAAAGGAGGAAAUCUGAAUCCCAUAUAGUUACUAGAACUUCGUAGCCGACUAUAGAGACAAGAAUCAAAGUGACAAUUCCCUCAACAGCAGAUUCAACUGCAAACUUAAAAAUCACAAAUGCGGCGAUUUGUGAACACAAAUUUUGUCUGAAUUCAAUCAAACAACAACCUCCCACUGUUACAGUGGUUUCCUGUGACAGGUAGCUAAUCUGUCAGGGGAAAGGAGGAAAUCUGAAUCCCAUAUAGUUACUAGAACCUCGUAGCAGACUACAGAGACUUCAGGGGCUUGAAACCACAGCUCGGAGCAUCGCGAACACUGGGUUCAGCCAAAGGCCUUAAAUAUAAGCGUACGGCGACGCAACAAUCGUGCACUUAAAUAUUGGACAGUCUAGACAGAGCAGAAGAAGCAGUCUCACUGCUACUCAGAACAACAUUUCACGCUGUCCAGCUCAAACACAGACUACAGGCAUGUAGUACAAAAGUGUGUGAAACACAGGGCAUAAAGGUUUUAUGCAUAGAUCAGGAAAACAUCAGAACUUAGUCAAGCAACUUCAGCAAGCAUAGCAUUGAUUGUGAUUAAGUCUAAAACAGCCUGAAAAUAAGUUUCUCUCAUCAAUUUGGAAGGCUAAGUUUUAGGUUGUCUGUUAGUAUCCAGAAGUUUUGUUUGAAACGCCUCACGCAGGGGCUCCAAAAUAUAUGUAGUGAUUUGAAAUGAGCCUCAUACGGUCGCACCAAAAUAUAUGUAGCGAUUUGAAAUGAGCCUCACAAGGCCGCACCAAAAUAAUACUUGGCGAUUGGAAUUUAUAAUAAAUGUCUGAAGAUUAAUAAUCUCAAAUUAUGACAUUUAUGCACUCGUUGAAAGGGGCACCACCCACCCUUAAUGGUGGGAAAAUAAAGAAAACAAAAGUUUAAUUCAGAAAUCAAACAUCAAGUCAGUUUUAAUUAAUCAGUCUUAAUUAAUCAGUCUUAAUUAAUCAGUCUCAUAUCUUAAGUCGAAAUUCUAAUUUCAGGGACUCCACUUCUGGAAGAACACUAACAGACAGGAACUUAGAAAAAUAAUGAUCUGUUUAUUACAGGAUAAAUGAUGGUACAACACACAUGCAAUAAAUGAUGAUAAGAUAAUGAAGAUAGAUAAUAAUAGGUGAAUAAAUAAAGAUUCUGAGUCAGGCUAGGAGCACUAAAGUUAAUGAUAGUGAGUGAAUAUGCGCUAACAUAUUAACCUACACUAACUUUGGUGUCGAGAUAAACUCGGGUGUAGAUUUGGAGGAAUCUAAGAUCACCAGAAAUAGGUGGAUAUCUGAGUUAUGAACGCGUGAGACAGCAUCAGCCCUGUCUGGAGCUCUGGAGGUUUGCAUACUUAAGUGAGACUGGUCCUUGGAGAAGAUGGAGCAGGUUCCGAAGGUCCGGGGCUACUGGCGGUUCGAGCGGUUCAGCUCAGAAGACGACUGAAGUCAGCCGAAGGAUGAGCCAGGAGUUGCAGCACUCGGGCCCGAAGCAAAGCCAGCGCCUGUGGAUCCUGUGGAUGCUCGUUUGGGUACUUCUUUGGUCUCACUCAAAAACUCUGGCACAGAGGAUGACCUGGGCCUGCUGGGUUGCGUUCAGAGGUGACUUUGAAAUCACGCAGAAAACUCAGAAAAACGAGGCUCGAAGAGCAGAGAAAACUUUCAAAAAAUGGCUUCGCGAAAUUAAAGAAAAAUCAAUCAAAGGCUUAAUCUUGGAUUGCUAUGUGCACAAAGAGUUGAAGUUUCAAAACUUGAACUAAGACGAUGUUAAAGAAAAUCAACGUGAAUCAACACGUGGCGUAAAACUUAGAAGACUAAGAAAAAGUUCUAAGAGAAAACAAAGAAACGCACCACAGAAGGGUGUGGGCAGAAGAGAAGGGGCAUAAGAGCCGGGGACAAGAGAGUCAGCAGAAGAGCAGAAGCAUAAGAGCGAUAAGAGGAAUAAGAGCAUAAGAGCAUAAGAGAGAUAAUAAGAGAGUGAGCAACCCCACUUCACUGGUUUUAUCUUCUCACACUGGGAGUGGCUCCGGCGUGUGUGUGUGAGACAGAGGAGGGUCGUGUGGUCUUUGAUUAUUUGAUCUAACUUAUUCUUUUGGCUGGUAAAAGAGUCAGAUCUGAUACUCACUCACUAUGAUUAAUAUCAUUGAAUGCUAGGUUUCAUGAUAAAUAUUUUGAUACUAAACACAUAUGAAUGAAGUGUAGGAUCACAUCAAACAUUCUCAUUAUGUUUUAAGUAUCACAUUAAACAUGCUAAAUUACUCUGAAAUGAAACAGAUAGUAACACAUGGAAACUGUGAACAACAAAAGAGUAAAUACAUGUGAAUGAACUUCAUCAUGAUUAAUAAUGGAUUCUAAAUACUCACAUUCAGAUUAUUCAAUGACAUUAUAACCACCUAAUGGUUAAAAAUACUAAAUAAACAUCUACAAUAUAAACCAAACAUUUCUAAACUGUUUCUGUUACCUAGAGUUAAGUUAUGAUUCAUAGUCGAUAAAUUUAACUCUUAAAAGUUCAUGAAACAGUCUGAAAGGCUGUUGGUCUAAAGAAACUAAAGAAUAAAGGAUUUAUUCUGUAACUCGGCUUCUGGAGCACAUAGAAAAACGGAAAACAUCUCAUUUUAACACAAAGUUCAUGAUUAGACAGAUUAGUACAUUGCUGAAUGCAUAAGAUGUCAUGAUCAGUCAUUUGUAUUCUUUCACCAAAGGAAUGUAGUCUUUAUCAGUGCAUGGUCGAGCAGGGUUUUACGACCGAGGUCUGGAGGUCAGUGUCCCCCCUUAUCCUGGGGUCCGUAUGUUCACACACUUUAAGACGCUAAAUCUCAAAUGGGAGAUCUGGGUUGAGGUUAAUGUUUAUUUAGAUGGUCAGCAAAUGGAGUCAGUUUGAAAGGUAAUAAAAACUCUGUCUCUGUUCGCCGAACUGACCAAUCCUGAAGCGUCAGAGGUUUAGUCAACCUCCGGUUGGGUCACUUAUUUAACCUGAAAGGGCAAACACGUCUGGAAAGAUUUAUAUCCUGUUUCCUGGGACCAGAUAAGGAAACUUUCCUGUAAGGAAUGUGUGGGUUUCACAUCCAGGGUUGUCUUGAUUGCUACAGGGUCAAGACAACAAUCUGAAAAUGAGAGACCGAAUUUAACCACAUCUAAACCUGUGUGUGUGUGUGUGUGUGUGUGUGUGUGUGUGUGUGUGUGUGUGUGUGUGUGUGUGUCCCAGCCCGGAUCACUCAGCUGGUUCGGGGUUUUUCCAGCACAUGGAAACAGUCGGUGGAGGCGAUGAGUCAGGACGUCAUGAGGUCGUUCACCAACUUCAAGAAUGGAACCAGCAUCAUCCAGGUGAGACGGCGGGUUACAGGUGACCUUCUGCUGACCUUCACAAACAUCAUGAUUAGAGGUUCAUCACUCAGUCCCAGUAACGACAAAGAACAGAGUGUUUUUAACGUGUGUCUCGAACCCCAAACCUCUAAAACGUCAGAAAGAAAACCUGGAAAAGCGAGGAGUCGUGUUUCAUUUUCUGAAUAACAGGAAGUGAUCGUUCCUGUUUCUCCCUCAGGGCGCUCUGACCCAGCUGAUCCAGUACUACCACGGCUUCCACAAGAUCCUGAACCAGCCCACUUUCCGCAGCCUGGCCGUCCGCUCCGAGCUCAUCAACCUGCACCACCUCAUGGUGGAGGUGAAGAAGCACAAACCCAACUUCUAA